This is a messenger RNA of Medicago truncatula (barrel medic), 1623 nucleotides long. Its product is annotated as probable 3-deoxy-D-manno-octulosonic acid transferase, mitochondrial. The transcript has 11 exons. The coding region runs from base 89 to 1462 and encodes 457 amino acids. Gene Ontology annotation, molecular function: transferase activity. The record is from RefSeq and is a predicted model, not a curated record. Gene Ontology annotation, biological process: lipid A biosynthetic process. Lineage: Eukaryota; Viridiplantae; Streptophyta; Magnoliopsida; Fabales; Fabaceae. Gene Ontology annotation, cellular component: plasma membrane.
UGAAUGUGUAAAAAAUAUUAUAUAUUCGGUGUAAAGAUAAAAUGUAGCUAGUUACGGACGACGAUGGAGUAAGCGGUUACCGACGACGAUGAAUCCCGGAUUGGCGGCGUACAAGCUCUACAGAGCCCUAACCUACGCCGCGUCACCGUUAAUCCGUCUUCACCUACAGUGGCGCAGAUUCCGCGGCCUUGAGCACCUCCAGCGGUGGCCAGAACGGCUAGGUCAUGCCUCUCAGCCUCGGAAGCCAGGUCCACUCGUAUGGUUCCACGCCGUUUCGUUAGGUGAAGGGAUGAUUGCGAUUCCAGUGAUCAAACACUGCAUUCGGAAAAUGCCGAACUUGAAUGUCCUCGUCACCAUCACCACUCUCUCUGCAUUUGAAGUAUUGAGCAAAAAGAUUCCUAGUGAAGUCAUUUUACAGUUUUCACCAGUUGAUACGCCUUCUUCCAUCCGUUCUUUCCUUCAUUACUGGAAACCAAGUGCUAUUGUGCUAAUGGAAAGCGAGCUCUGGCCAAAUCUUAUCAUGGAUGCUUCCAAAAAUGGUAUAACACUGGCACUGUUAAAUGCUCGGAUUUCUGAAAAGUCCUUUAAACUUUGGUCAGGGCCAGUGCUUCUUCCAUUGAUUUCAUUGAUGCUAUCCAAGUUUUCCUUGAUUGUUCCAUUGAGUACAGAGCAGGGUAUCCGGUUUCAGCUACUGCAAGCCCCUCCUUAUAUCAUAAACUUUUCUGGUGAUCUAAAGUAUGUAAUAGAAGACUUUGGAGUCAACGAAUGUGGCAGAAUGAAUAUAGAUAACCUGAGACAACAGCUUUCUCACAAGCAGGUUUGGAUGGCUUCUUCAAUUCAUAGGGGAGAAGAAGAAAUAAUAUCAGGAGUUCACAAUGUUCUUAUGCAGCUGCGACCUAAUAUAAUGACUAUUAUUGUCCCUCGGCAUCCGCAGCAAGGGCGAGAAAUUGCCAAAAAAUUGGAGAGACAAGGCCAUUAUGUAGUUUUGAGAUCACAACAUGAGAGGUUUAAGCCAGAAACAAAUAUUUAUGUGGUGGACACUUUGGGCGAAUUAAGACAGAUGUACACAUUAACACCAAUAGCUGUGAUUGGGGGUUCAUUCCUCCCUGGUUUGUCUGGCCAUAAUAUCUCAGAGGCUGCUGCUGCUGGUUGUGCUAUUCUGACAGGUCGUCAUGUUGGCCAUUUCUCCCACAUGGUACUAGAAAUGCAACAAUUGAAUCCUCUGUCAGUUCUUCAGGUUUCUGGAAAACUGGAGCUUGAAAAAUCUCUCACCGAGCUCUUCACAAAUACAACACUUCUUGAAGCUCGUCGUAGAGCUGCAAAGGAAGCAUUUUGUAUGUUGUCCAGUGAUAUUGUUGCAAACAUAUGGAGUUUGCUAAAUUUUCAUAUUUUUACUAGAUUGUUUGCUGAGAUGAAGCCUCAUAAUAUCACAACUAAGACUAAGAAAAACGAAGAUUCAUAACUCAGAGCAUUUAACCUGUGAUAUUCCAAUCCCAUUUCCAUGUAAUGGUGGAUUGUUUCUUGGUAAAAUUUCUAGAAAAGUUCAAUUUUGGCAUCAUCAAAUGUUCGUGUAUUUGCCUAACGGGGCUGCUUUUAGUCUAUUCACUUCUCCAAAGUUUUUUA